Molecule: messenger RNA, 324 nt
Organism: Ceutorhynchus assimilis (cabbage seed weevil)
Lineage: Eukaryota; Metazoa; Arthropoda; Insecta; Coleoptera; Curculionidae
Source: the annotation of a GenBank genome assembly
AUGAAGGAAGCUGAAGAAAAGAGACAAUCAAAGGACAAAAAACAAAAGAAACCCGAUAACUUUAAUUUCAUAGGAGGUAAACGUAACACCACAUCAUUCAGGUACGUCUGUGCUAUAGAAGCCAUAGAAGGUUCGGAUGAGGUGCAAGUUGUAGGUUUAAAAUCUAUGAAUGACCUAAAACAAGACUUUUCCAGAAUCGAAUAUGAUAAAAGCUUUGUUAAAAUUGACCAAAUUGCUGGACUUUUACCUGUGCCCAUGAUAAAAAAUAAGGGAACCCGCAUAUUUUACCAUUUCGAUAAAAAAAUUCCUGUUUUUGAAGUGUAA